This is a messenger RNA of Bathycoccus prasinos, 666 nucleotides long. RefSeq lists its product with no specific name. The transcript has a single exon. NCBI's taxonomy places the organism in Eukaryota, Viridiplantae, Chlorophyta, Mamiellophyceae, Mamiellales, Bathycoccaceae. The coding region runs from base 1 to 666 and encodes 221 amino acids. The record is from RefSeq and is a predicted model, not a curated record.
AUGUCUCCUUUUCCAGACGACAAAUAUGACUUUGAGAACGACGAUUUUGAGAAUAAAGACGACGCGGUAUCUCAACACGCGCGAAUGCUUUCCGUGGAAAUCGCCAACCGAAUACACCCGUCCUUGGACUUCUUCGAAGAGCACUUGGAAGAGGUGAAGGAAUACGCGCUGGUCACGAUCGCACAGUUAGAGGAGGUGAAACUGUUUUUGAAACGCCAAAACGUGAAGAGGGAAAAGAGCAUCACGAGCACGAAGAGGGAGGACAGCGUGUUCUUCUCGGAGAAGAAGAAGAAGAAGAAGAAGAGCAAAGAACAUGAACAUGAACAAGAAAGUUUCGGCGUGAGUGAUGAUGAAAAUGAAAAUGAAAAUGAAAAUGAUGAGACGAGUGAUGAUGAUGAAAAUGUUCUUCAAAGUCGCGAUGUGCGACGUAAUCAAAUGGAGAUUGAUCUCUCAAAGUUAACCGCUCGUUUGGAACAAGAUUUCGCGUUCAUCGAUUCCGCCAGGGAGACUUUGAACGUCAUCGAGCGUAAAGUUUCGGAAAUGGAGGAAGACGUGUGGGAGAAGGAGAAAGCGACGGUGAAAACGCGCGUGGACCAGAGAGUGGAACAGGUGAAGGACCAAUUCGGGAGGAUGUUUUCUUCGAUGUUUUCUUCAUCAAAGGAGUAG